AAAAAAAAGAAAAAAAAGAAAAAAAGAAAAAGAAAAAAACCCGCCAUAGCUUCCUGAAGCCGCUUCUUCGUAAUUGGAUGAAACAGAGAACGGAAAGGUUUCGUAUUAACAGCAGUAGUAACGCUUGAUUCGAUUGAAAUAUAUACUACUCACGAAUGGAUGCCAGACUCUAAACCAACGGUUUAUUUCCAGUGUAAAGGAGAGAAGAAGACGAUUUUGCCUGAUGUCAAGCGCGCAGAUUACAUGUAUUCUUUCAAGAAUGAAGAAUCUUGGCAGCCGCUAACAGAUUUUUCGGGCCAGAAAUGCAAGCGAUGUGGGUUUUAUGAGGAGGAUAUGAUUAAGUCAGAUGAUGUAUUUGAUGAGUGGGAGUUUUGUCCUUCUGAUUUUAAAGCUACUAAGGGGAAAUAUGUUCGAGAGAAGAAAAAGGAAUUUAAGGCUACUUUCCUGUGUCCGGAGUGCAAGUCUGAAGCAAGCUCCUCUAGCACACCACGUGGAGCAGAGGGGUGGAAUGUCGGUGUAAUAAUACUUAUCACAGUACUUGCUUCAACUGUACUGAUAGUCGGAGGGGUGGCAGCAUAUAGGUACUGGCAAAAGAAGAGGAGAGAAAAAGAACAAGCUCGGUUUUUGAAGCUGUUUGAAGAUGGGGAUGACAUUGAGGAUGAAUUGGGCCUUGGUAUGUAAUAUGAUAAAUUACAAUAACUUGAAUAUCUCCUGUACAGUGAGUUGAUCUUACAUAAAUUUUGCUAGUGUGAGUAAAAAAUCAAAAAAGUUAUUCUACUUUGUGUUAAUUUUGCACAAUGCAUGUAUGUAACCAUAUGUUCUAAGGUAGUGAAUGAUUUGCUCAGGCUGAUACACAUUUAUAUGCUAUCACUG
Messenger RNA from Pistacia vera, 873 nucleotides. RefSeq lists its product as uncharacterized. NCBI's taxonomy places the organism in Eukaryota, Viridiplantae, Streptophyta, Magnoliopsida, Sapindales, Anacardiaceae. The coding region runs from base 160 to 681 and encodes 173 amino acids. The transcript has 4 exons. The record is from RefSeq and is a predicted model, not a curated record.